Oncorhynchus nerka (sockeye salmon) is the source of this 3475-nucleotide messenger RNA. RefSeq names its product armadillo repeat-containing protein 1-like. Bases 490 to 1314 code for a protein of 274 amino acids. The record is from RefSeq and is a predicted model, not a curated record. NCBI's taxonomy places the organism in Eukaryota, Metazoa, Chordata, Actinopteri, Salmoniformes, Salmonidae. The transcript has 7 exons. Gene Ontology annotation, molecular function: metal ion binding; protein binding.
AGCUGAAUGGCAUGUCGCCUCCAACGGCCAAUCAGAAACGUUUAUAGUGGAGAGUGGCCGCUUCGACAACACAUCCACAAAGGCAAAAUUCCGUAAAACUGUAUAUCUUUUUUUUUUUUUUUUAAAUAUGAAAACAAAAAUGUACUUUUUGGUCUUCAUUUAAAGAUAACAGUGUGGUUAAUGAUAGCUCUAAAAUCAGAUUUUAAGAAGAUACAUUUUAAAAAUAGGCACGGUUUAUGACUGUGUGUUUGCGUUAACUACUGACGACCGUGCUCACCAAGGAAAAAAGUCCUGUUUGUGGCUUGCCGAAUACCAGAUUUUUGUAAUGGAAUAACAUGUAAAAAAAAGCUUCUGGCUACAUGUGUUAUUUCACCCGUCGGAUUUGCUUCAUGCUGUCUUUCUCUGACGCUGUGUGCACAUUGUGCUGGUCGGAAGAACCAUUUAUUUGAAGUCGAUUCAGUCUUGCAUGGGUCUGUAAGAGGCAGCAUCAUGAGUGGGGAGCCAGACGCUUUGGCUGUGGUGAACCAGCUGAGGGAUCUUGCUGCAGAUCCCAUGAACAGAAGAGCCAUCGUUCAGGACCAAGGUUGCUUACCGGGACUCAUCAUUUUUCUGGACCACCCCAACCCCCAGGUUGUCUACUCAGCACUCCUGGCUGUGCGCUACCUCGCAGAAUGCCGUCAAAACAAGGAGAAAAUGAGGGGAGAGCUUGGGAUGAUGUUAAGUCUUCAGAAUGUCAUGCAAAAGACAACCACCCCGGGAGAGACCAAACUGCUGGCCUCAGAAAUCUAUGAACUCCUCCAGGCCUCUAACAGUGAGGAUGCAUACAAGCCCAAGGAGCCCUCCUGCAGACGUAAGCCCCAGUUCUUCCUGGGCUCCACCAACAAGCAGGCCAAAACAGUGGUCCUCCACAUAGAUGGCCUGGAUGACUCUAGCCGGAGGAGCCUUUGUGAAGAGGCCCUGUUGAAGAUCCGAGGUGUCAUCAGCUUCACAUUCCAGAUGGCCGUUAAGAGGUGCAUCAUCAGAAUCCGCUCAGACCUGAAGGCAGAGGCUCUGGGUUCUGCCAUCGCAUCAACUGAAGUAAUGAAAGCUCAACAGGUGGUCAGGGGAGAGGAUGGAAAUGAGGUAAUCAUCCCAUUCCCAGAGGAUGGUUCGGUAGCAGUGGAGCAGAAUGUGAAUCUUCCAGACUAUCUUCCAGAGGAGGAGAGCCCAUCCCAGGAGCCAGACAAGGCUGUGACCAGCGUGGGCACAGGGCAGGACGGAGCAGGCUGGCUAGGCACUGCUGCUAACUUUCUGUCCCGCUCUUUCUACUGGUGACUCCCAGACCACUUACACCUCUUCAGACAGAAUCAGGCUCCCAGCUGCCAAAGAGCUGGACUGCCAAAGGCAAUGUGUAACAACAAACGAUUCCAACGGUAUGCAGUACACACAUGCACGCACCCACAAUCUUACACACACUCCCACCUGGCACCAUACAGAAUCACCAAGCCAUUGAGGGAGAGGACCGGCUUCCGGAAUGAAUUCUUAUUUCUCAUCUUUUGGGUUUUGAUUGAGAGCUAGACUAUUCUUUCUGCAAAUGUAAAUGGGUCCAUGUAUUUGAAAACCAAAAUGUCUUAUUGUGAGGAGCUUUAUUGUGGCACCAUUUAAUAGGAAUUGAUCCAUCAGAAACGUUGCCACAAAACGAAGUUCCUGUAGUUUGAUUUCAGAUCCUUCAAAUCAUUCUUUCUGGGUCUUUUUGACCGACCUUUGAACAAUAACAGACCUCCUUCCCUAUUUUCUCAAUGGGUAUUGUAGAAUAUGCAGUAAUCAGCAUGUGUCCAGUUAUGGUGCCUUUCGUUUCAUUCUGUUUACAUGGAUGCCCUUGCAUGACUGACUGUCUGCUUUAGUUCUGAAGCCUGUAAGGCUCCUUACUUUAACAUACCAAAGGUUACUGAUGCAGACACUGUAUCAACUCGUGUGGGUACUCUUUAAAUUCCAAUGCCAACUUAAAUCAUUCAUGAAAUGUAUGUGGAGGAUUAUGAGCAAUGUUUUAAGGACUGUGUGGCUGGUUGGAGAAGAGAUGUUUUAUCUACAGUAAAAGCAUGAAUAUUUUGCACAGUCUGAACAUUGUGGUAUUCUCGAACAAUGUGCUGUCAUGCUUUAUUGGCUUGGUAUUACUCAUUACAGAACAAUAUUAGGAUAUAUUUCCUAAGGAAGAGGAUUGUUCCUCUUUAAGGUACAGCCUCUGACAAUUUUUGGGGAACAACAUUCCUUUCCCCAAUGUCUUGUAUGAUUUAGCGCAUAGUUAAAAAUAAGACAAGGCUAAACAUAAUCUCUCGUGGACAGACUACAUAAACAUUAAUGGUUGAGCAUUUGACCAAAUUACGCAAGAUUUUAGUUCUGGGCAUACCGAGAUUAGGCUAAACCUAACAUUAUUUUUCUCUAAAUAUAUGUAGAUGGAAAUACACAUUGUGUUAGAUUUUAAUUGGAAAUGCAUUGGCCAGCAGUGUCCUUAAACCUGUGGUUAAACUCAUGUGGGUGCUGCCUUCUGUCAGGGUCAUCUGUAAGUGUUGAACAGUGAAUGUUUUGGAUUGUUUGGUUAAUAUAAUGGAUCACUUGCCCAUUACCCAGCUUCUGAAAUGGUUAUGUUUUCAGCGCAUGUUACAGUGUAUGAAUGGGGAAUGUUUCUGCUGAGUUUAUUACUGUUCAAAGUAAAUCUCCACAUAACAAUCCCUUUUUAAAGUUCAGCCACUGUCUCAAGGAAAAGUUCAGUUUCUGCCAAGUGUUUCUUGAAAGUGUAAUUUUCUGUCUGUGGAGGGGGGAAAAAAUCAUUGUAUAGAAUUGUCUAGAAAUGUACUGUUGUCCUCUCCUUGUAUUUGUGUGUUGCUUGCAAAAACAUGUCCUAUAGACUCUCCCACCUCGUACAAUCACACCUGACUAGAUUGUGACCAUCAUGCCAGGGCAGAAUGCAUCCUAUUUGCAAAUACUGUAUAGUUGUUCACACUCAAUCAAUGUGCAUUGUUUACCAACAAAGUCAUUCACUAGAAAUAUGUUAAUAUCUUUGAAUUGUUAUUGAUUUGCUUUUUCACCCCCAGAAACCAUUUAUUAGAUCAACUAACAUUUAAUCAGGUCGGCCUUUUUGUUUGCCAGCUUUAUUCGACUCAGGGGAAAUUUCUAUCAUAUAAUCCACGGUCUAAUCACUCACGUAUUACAACCUGUUUGAGUUGGUUCUUUCCACCGAUAAUGUAUGAACACCAAUCACAGAGGAAUGUUCUGUGUGUAUGUAUGCUGCCUGUCAGUUUGUCUGUACUGUUAUGGGCCAUUGUGAGUGAGCUGUAUGUUCCUAAGAGUUAUAUAAAAGAAUAUUAAAAAACAAUGUUAUUAUAUGAAAUGUCCAAUUGUUAAUUUUAUGGAUGCUGAUGGGAUAGGGUACUGCCUCGAAUUGAGGACAUGGCAGUUUGUUCAACAUGACAAUUAAAAAUGUACACAAUAUAACAUG